Messenger RNA from Seminavis robusta, 2311 nucleotides. The record is from the annotation of a GenBank genome assembly. NCBI's taxonomy places the organism in Eukaryota, Bacillariophyta, Bacillariophyceae, Naviculales, Naviculaceae.
UUCCUUGACAGCUGCAAGCUGCAGACGUGUCGACGAAAGCAAAAGCCAAAAGCGUCCCCAACAGACAACACAAACAGUGCCGUAUCCAACAAACAGCAAGACCUUGUCGCUGUGAUUGCAAUCUUGCAACGCGAAGUCCAUCACAGCCACCUUUGACCAGAGAGAGAUAGACUUGUUGCCAAGAUCUGUUGAUACGUUCCUUUGAGACUGCUUGGGUUGCUUGCUAGCUAGUCCGCUACAAAGAUCAGUCUCGCCUACCAUAACAUACUGGAAAUUUUCACGGUCAUCGUUUCUCUUUCCUUGAGUUUUCCUGCAAAACCGAUUUUUGAUUGAUUUUUCUGUUUGACAAUGGCCGACCAAAUGCAGUUCCAACGUCCGCAUCCAGCACACUUACCACAAAACAACAGCAACAACAAUACUAACAGGCCGCAACACCCUACCAGAUAUAACAAUAACAACAACAACAACAGGACGCGUCGCAAGGGCAAGUAUCAAAAUGGGCCGAGACAACAACACCAUCGCAGUCAGAGUCCGCCUACAGGACCCCCCACUUCGCUGGAGACGACGCUGCGCGAAUUGGCUUGUUACGAUGACGCCAAUGAAUCGCGUCGAAGAAAUGCCCUGGAUGUCCUAGAAAAGAUUCUCUAUCAAUGGUCGAUUGACUUGCUACGAGCAGACAAUCACAACAAUCCAUGGCAACGUCCUCGUGUCGCGGUGAUUACCUUUGGCAGUUACCGACUAGGCGUCCAUCGUCCGAGCUCGGAUCUAGAUGUCUUGGCAUUGUCGCCGCCCCAUUGUACGCGUGCCGAUUUCUUUCUGUCGCUGGUCGAUCGAUUGGACCACGAUCAGCGCGUGACCGAUCUACAUCCCAUUCCGACUGCCUACACUCCCGUCAUCAAAUUUGUACUGCAAGGGAUUCAAAUCGAUCUCUUGUUUGCUAGAGUUGAGAAUGCCAACAAACUCUUUCAGUAUCAGCAAAGUCAACCGUCGCUGCUGUUGCGAGAUGACGAGGAACCCAUUCCGAGAAAUCCUCGGAUCGAGUAUUCCAUCGACAACUCCGAUUUGGUCGGUCAAGACGAAGCGGGCGUUCGAUCCAUCAAUGGAUCUCGUGUCUCGCAAUGCAUGCUCUCGUUGGUCCCCGACGUCAAUACGUUUCGAUUGACGCUGCGAGCCGUCAAGGCGUGGGCCGACAUUCACGGAGUACAGUCCAAUGUCUUGGGGUUUUUGGGCGGAAUCAAUUGGGCCAUUCUCGUGGCGCGGGUCGCCAUGGACAAUCCCGAAGCCGAUGCUCCCCAACUGCUGCUCCUAUUCUUCAAGACGUAUUCGCAAUGGAAAUGGCCCGAGCCAGUCACAUUGGGAGAAAUAUGCACCGAGCCACCCCCGGGGGUCAUGCCCAUGGCGGCAUGGAAUCCACAAGUCAAUCCAAGGGAUGGAUUGCAUCUCAUGCCCAUUAUUACACCGGUAUUUCCCAGUAUGAACUCGUCCUACAAUAUUGGAAUUCCACAACUCCGUCGGAUUCAAGACGAAAUGAUCCGAGCAGCGUAUGCCUUGGAACAUGCGAGAUCGCCAGGAGAUUGCACGGCGCUCUUUCGCGAUGGAGGAUUCUUUCGACGCCACAGUAACUAUUUGCAAGUCAACAUUCGAGCACGCAAUGCCGAAGACUUUUUGCAUUGGUUCCGACUCUGCGAAUCCAAAAUGCGGCUCUUGAUUGCCUGUCUCGAAACCCCGGAAGUACAUGCAUGGCCCUUUGCCAAAUUCUUUGACCGAAGGUUCGGGACGACACACGAAUCGUACUUUUUCAUUGCCCUGCGAUUUGCGGAAGGAGUCGAGACGGUCGACUUGCGGUACUCUACAUCCGAGUUUUUACACAAAAUCAACUCGUGGGAAGGACGCAAAGAGGGCAUGGACUUGUCCAUUGCGCGGGUUUCCGCCAACGACUUGCCUUCCUUUGUCUUGGGGCGCGCUACUCAUAACAAAAAAUCCAACAAUCACAACAGCAACAACAACAGCAGCAGCAGCAACCAUCAUAAUAACCACCACCACAACAACAACAACAAUCACAACUACCAUCAGCAGAGGAACAAGCCAACGAUCAAUGUCGGAUUGUGUCCUCGAAUGGUCCCGGAAGGAGGCCCGAUGUCGCCUACCAAACGGGCCAAGCUGAACUAGCUAGCCAACCCAACCUGCAAAUGCAAAUAGAAAAUACCAUAAAAAGACUGGGCGCAAUGCUGUUGGCAUUUGCAUUGUGCAUUUUUCAUACCUUCUAAAAUAACAAGUACUAACUAAAAGGGGUUUUGUGGGCAGCACGUUU